AAAAUGUGAAACAGCAAAGAAGCGAACAACUUCAGGGCACAAAAAUGCACACUCUCAACACCACCACCGGUUCGCAAGAUCCGAAUUUCGACCCGAUUCCAGACCCGGAUCAAUUUCCCAACCGAAAUCGCAACCUUCAACAAUCUCGAAGGCCACGUGGCUUUGCCGCUGCGGCUGCAGCAGCGUCAAUAGCUCCAACGGAAAACGAUGUAAACAACGGAAACAUCGCCGGAAUCGGCGGUGGAGAAGGAAGCAGCAGCGGAGGAGGAGGAGGAGGAGGGAAAGGGAAGAGAGAAAGGGAAAAGGAAAAAGAGAGAACGAAACUUAGAGAAAGACAUAGACGAGCAAUCACAAGUAGAAUGCUCGCCGGAUUAAGACAGUACGGGAACUUUCCGUUACCGGCGCGUGCUGAUAUGAACGAUGUAAUCGCUGCUUUGGCUCGUGAAGCUGGUUGGAGUGUUGACGCCGACGGUACUACUUAUCGGCAAUCACAUCAACCAAACAAUGUGGUGCAGUUUCCGACGAGAUCUAUUGAGAGUCCACUUUCUUCUAGUACAUUGAAGAACUGUGCUAAGGCUGCACUUGAAUGUCAGCAACAUUCAGUUCUUAGAAUCGAUGAGAAUCUUUCUCCUGUGUCUCUUGAUUCUGUUGUUAUUGCCGAGAGUGAUCAUCCCGGGAAUGGAAGGUAUACUGGUGCUAGUCCUAUCACCUCGGUCGGAUGUUUGGAAGCCAAUCAGCUUAUACAAGAUGUUCAUGCAGCAGAGCCACGUAAUGACUUCACAGAGGGCUUUUAUGUCCCUGUGUACGCCAUGCUUCCAGUUGGCAUUAUAGACAGCUUUGGCCAGUUGGUUGAUCCUGAAGGUGUAAGGCAAGAAUUAAGUUACAUGAAGUCAUUAAAUGUCGACGGAGUGGUAAUAGAUUGUUGGUGGGGAAUAGUUGAAGGAUGGAAUCCUCAGAAAUAUGUAUGGUCUGGCUAUAGGGAGCUCUUUAACAUUAUCAGAGACUUCAAACUUAAACUACAGGUGGUGAUGGCAUUUCAUGAAUAUGGAGGGAAUGCAUCUGGAAAUGUUAUGAUCUCGUUGCCCCAGUGGGUUUUGGAAGUUGGAAAAGACAAUCCAGACAUAUUUUUUACUGAUCGUGAAGGAAGAAGGAGUUUCGAGUGUUUGAAUUGGAGCAUUGACAAGGAACGGGUAUUGCAUGGACGAACUGGUAUAGAGGUCUAUUUUGAUUUUAUGAGAAGCUUCCGGUCAGAGUUUGAUGACUUGUUUGUGGAAGGACUAAUUGCUGCAGUUGAGAUUGGUCUUGGAGCUUCUGGUGAACUAAAGUACCCAUCUUUCCCAGAAAGGAUGGGUUGGAUUUAUCCCGGUAUUGGUGAGUUUCAGUGUUAUGACAAAUAUUCGCAGUUAAAUCUGCAAAAGGAAGCAAAAUCACGAGGAUUCGCUUUCUGGGGUAAAGGACCAGAGAAUGCUGGUCAAUACAAUUCUCAACCACAUGAAACUGGGUUCUUCCAAGAAAGAGGUGAAUAUGACAGCUACUAUGGCCGUUUCUUCCUAAAUUGGUAUUCGCAAUUGCUAAUCGGUCAUGCUGAGAAUGUUCUGUCUCUUGCAAAUCUCGCGUUUGAGGAGACAAAGAUUAUUGUCAAGAUACCGGCGAUUUACUGGUCUUACAAGACAGCUAGUCAUGCUGCUGAAUUAACUGCAGGAUACUAUAACCCUUCAAACCGUGAUGGGUACUCUCUUGUUUUCGAAACUUUGAAGAAGUAUUCUGUGACUGCAAAGUUUGUGUGCCCUGGGCCACAAAUGUCUCCGAAUGCGCAUGAAGAAGCAUUAGCUGAUCCAGAAGGCUUAAGUUGGCAGGUGAUCAACGCAGCUUGGGAUAAGGGACUUCUUAUUGGCGGAGAGAAUAUGAUAACUUGCUUCGAUAGAGAAGGUUGUAUGAGAUUAAUCGAUAUAGCUAAACCGAGGAACCAUCCAGAUAGCUAUCACUUCUCCUUCUUCACAUAUCGUCAACCUUCUCCUCUGGUUCAAGGAUCUACUUGCUUUCCAGAUUUGGACUACUUCAUAAAACGCAUGCACGGCGACAUACAGAGAUAAACAGUGUCUGGAACACAAAACAGAUCACUAGAAGUUGCAGGGUUUUAGGAUUCUUUAAGUAAGUAUCUUUUGUUUAAAACUUCAAAAUCUGUUUUGUCUUGUUUAUUCUCCUCAAGGCCUAUAUUUAAGAAGAUUGAUCUUGUAAUCUGUAAACCCAUUAACACUUCACUAGUUGAUGAUGAACUAACUAAUUAAACUCUUAAAUGCA
Arabidopsis lyrata subsp. lyrata is the source of this 2301-nucleotide messenger RNA. RefSeq names its product beta-amylase 8. Gene Ontology annotation, molecular function: beta-amylase activity. The record is from RefSeq and is a predicted model, not a curated record. NCBI's taxonomy places the organism in Eukaryota, Viridiplantae, Streptophyta, Magnoliopsida, Brassicales, Brassicaceae. Bases 45 to 2093 code for a protein of 682 amino acids. The transcript is spliced from 10 exons. Gene Ontology annotation, biological process: polysaccharide catabolic process.